This is a messenger RNA of Carassius gibelio (silver crucian carp), 3038 nucleotides long. Its product is annotated as leucine rich adaptor protein 1-like. Lineage: Eukaryota; Metazoa; Chordata; Actinopteri; Cypriniformes; Cyprinidae. The transcript is spliced from 3 exons. The record is from RefSeq and is a predicted model, not a curated record. The coding region runs from base 356 to 1240 and encodes 294 amino acids. Gene Ontology annotation, biological process: positive regulation of canonical NF-kappaB signal transduction; positive regulation of cytokine production.
GUUGUUUACGGCAGUGAACUUCCUCGCUCCGCUCGCUGUCAUGCAGGUGGAAUUCAGUCCAGCAGUCGUGAGAUUCGAGCACAUCAGGACAGACAUUCAGUUUGGGGAGAGUUCGUGUUUAAACCUGACUCCAUCUCCGAGCAUCACAUCCACAGUUUACCUGAUCAUGGUCACGGAAUCUUCAGCACUGCCAAGGAGACUGAACAGCACGCAGAUCGGAUGGAUUUGAAAGAGACUCGCAUCAUGCUCAGGUGGUCUGUCUUUCCCACUGAAGGAGAUCAUACAGGCUUCAUUUGGGGAAGAAAACAGUGGUGUGAAUGUUUAGAAUAUUAAGCAGAUUAUAUUUUUUAUAAUCAUGGAGGAGAGCAAUAGCUGUGAAGCAGUCCCAGAUUUAAAGGAUCUGGAGUUGAAAGUGGGGAGAAAGACCCCAGAGGGGCUAUUGAAAUGGAUGAGAGAGGAGCACAAAAUGAUCUCUCAUCAUCAGACUGACAGUAAUGAGACUGAGAAGAAGGGCCUGGAUGAGAAGAUCCGAAAACUUAAAAUGGAGAUGGCUCAUCUACGAGCAGCAGAUGUCAAGAUCUUGAACCAGUUGCUUGCGCUUCAUGAGGGCAUCGAGGCAGUGAAAUGGCUUCUGGAAGAGCGUGGUGCACUCACUAGUCACUGCAGCAGCCUGACCAGCAGCCAGUUCAGCUUAGGGGAGGGUCAAGACACCUCAUGGAGGGGCAGCUGGAGCAGUCUGCAGGACCCCCAUGACAAGCUGGACAACAUUUCCAUUGGCAGCUAUCUGGACACAUUAGCUGAUGACCUAGAUGAGUACUGCCCCUCUAGUGGGACUGAUUCAAUACUCACUGCCACCCCUUUGGGGACAGAUUGCUCCAGAGGUAAUGGAGGAGGAGUGGGAAGUUCCACUGGAUCUGGAACCAGAUCACCACAAGUCAAGUCAGAUGCCCCUAAAGAAGAAGCUCAGGUUUGGAAUAAAGCACCCUCUGAUACAGCGAGACCGUACCAGCCCAACAAGACCAAUGGAAUCCUGGACAAAGCAGUGAAGCAAAUGGUCAGACCAGAUUCACCCAGGGCUUUUCUCGCUGAGAAGCUGGGGAAGAAUCUGAGCCCUAAAAUGAAACCCUACAAGAAUGGCACAGUUGAGUUGGAAAGCUGCAAAAUGAAUGGCAAAGUUCAACUGGAGUAUGACGCACACUGGCGUUGGGUGCAGUCACAGGAUGAUGUGACGUUUUUGUGAUAAUAUAUGCAUGAUCGAGCCAAAGGUGUUGAUGGGAGACUCCUCUGGUUCUCUAUUCAAAACUGAGCUUUUGUUUGUAGACUUAGAUCUUUGAUUAAUUUGAGGCCAGCUUCUGAGAUCUCCUGAAAGGACAGAGGUUAAGAGGUCAGCAACGGAAAAGAAUCAGGAAUGGAUGGAAAGAAGCUUAGACCCGUGGGGGAUCAGUAUUUAAAAAUCCUGAAAUAAUGACAGUAUACUCUUUGUUAGGUUAUGUUGAUGUUUAUGGACGCAUGUUUCAAACGUAAAUUUCAUGUGAUAUCAUAAUCUUUUCUGUAAUGGCAUCUAUUGAUUCAGCGUAACUAUAAAUUGAGUCAGUAAUCCAGGACUUUAUUGAAUAUGUCAGUAGAUUUAUUUCAUUUAAAUGAUGUAAUUUCAAUUCUAUGGGCUUAGAUAAUUUUAAAACAGUUCUCAGAAACAAUCAAAAUCCACAAAAUUCAUGAUUAUCUUUUUUUGCAUACUACCAUAUAUGUUGUUAAAAGAAUUAUCCUAUGCUCACCAAGGUUGCAUUUAUUUGGUCAAAAAUACAUUAAAACCAGAAAUAUUAUUAACUAUUAUUACAAUUGAAAGUAACUUUUCUAUUUCAAUAUAUUAAAUAAAUGAAUAAAUGUAUUUACUUAUGUGACGGCUGAAGUUUAAUAUUAAUCCUUAACAUUUUUGUGGAAACUAUGAUAAAAUAUUUUUCAGGAUUCUUUAACGAAUAGAGAGUAAAAAUAAAAAUAAAAAAUAGAGCAUUUAUUUGAAAUUGAAACCAUCUGUAACAUUACAAAUGUCUUUACUGUAUUUCAAAAGAGUGCACAAAUGCUCACAUUUUACAUUUCCUUCAUAUUUUAAAGUGAACCAAAGUUUGUUUAGCUAAAACAAUCCAAAAGCUUUAAACCACAGCAACUUAUUUAGUUAAAAUCAGAUUGAAUAGAUUUUUUAUGCUGUCUGACCAUUUUGUUUGUCUUUUAUGCUGAUUACAAUAUAGACAAAAAUGAAGUGCAGUGUUUGCUCUUAAACUGUAGGGAAUGUUUAAAGCAUGCUCCAUUUGAACACCAAAGUCCAGUGUGUUCCUUUGACUUAACAUUUAAAGGUCAAAGAAUAAAUCCAUUCUGAAUACAAAGCAUGUGCCCAUCUGUUACAAUGUGACCCUGAGUUCAGAAUCAGCAACACCCUUGAGUUGCCUAUGACAAUUAAUUAUACAAUCAGAAUGCCAUUUUUGCAUGGAUAUAAAUCAUGAAAAAGAAACUGCUUUACUCUGUAAGAAUGCAUAUGUAAUCAAUCAGUAAAAAUGCUGUAUUGUCAAUCUAAUCAGGGUUAACUCUGGGUAAGCUUUAAGUAGGAUCCUGUUUUGAAGUACUUGUUCAUACUGGUCCUGUUGGAUCCCCAAAUUAAAUUAGCUAAGAAAACAGGAACAGGAAAUUGAGGAUGUCAUAUGGCUUAUUACUCAGAUCCAAUAGAAUAAUAUUACUCACACAAAGGUAUGGAGGCCAGUGGUUGUGAUGUGCAUUUGUUAUGUCUUUUCUGGUUAUUUAUCAAGCAACUAAAGUGCACAUUUAAUUUAAAGAUGUUCAGAUGACUAACUUUUACCAAUUAAUCAAGUUCUAUAUCUGUUAUAUAUAGUUCUAUGUUUUGUAUGCCAAAAGAACUGCAUUGAUGUAAUUAUUAUUAUCAUUAUUAUUAUAAAAAAAAAAAUUUGGUCUAAUGGAGGAACUGAAAGUGCAAUCAGUAUUCAGCAAUUUAACAUUAAGUGUGUUAUCUAAUAAAACACUGUACUGUU